GGCUGGCCUGGCCCCAUGGCCCAGACCCCCGACGGCAUAUCUUGUGAGCUGCGAGGCGAGAUCACCAGAUUCCUGUGGCCCAAGGAGGCUGAGCUGCUCCUGAAAACCUGGCUACCGCAGGAGAGCGGGGAACGAAGUCAUAUCCUGGCACUGCUGCGAUGGAGGGCCUACCUGCUCCACACCUGCCUCCCACUGAGGGUGGACUGUACAUUCAGCUACCUGGAAGUCCAGGCCAUGGCACUUCAAGAGACACCUCCUCAGGCCACCUUUGAGCUGGAAUCAUUGCCUGAGCUGGUCCUGGAAUUUCCUGGUGUAGCUGCCCUGGAACAGAUGGCCAAGCAUGUGGCUGCAGCCAUCAAGAAGGUCUUCCCUCGCUCUACCCUUGGGAAGCUAUUCCGGAAGCCCACACCCCCCUCCAUACUGGCUCGACUGGAGAGAAGCAGCUCUGCCGAGUCCACUGCACCUGGCAGUCCCUGUGGUGGCUUCCUGGAGACCUACGAGGCUCUGUGUGACUACAAUGGCUUUCCUUUCCAAGAGGAGAUUCAGUGGGAUGUGGACACCAUCUAUCAUCGUCAGGGUUGCCGCCAUUUCAACCUAGGAGACUUCAGCCACCUUGGCAGCCGGGACUUGGCCUUGAGUGUAGCUGCCCUGUCUUACAACCUAUGGUUCCGGUGCCUCUCCUGUGUGGACAUGAAGCUGAGCCUCGAGGUCUCAGAACAGAUUCUGCACAUGAUGAGUCAGUCGUCCCACUUGGAAGAGCUGGUGCUGGAGACCUGUGGCCUAAGAGGAGACUUUGUCCGGCGACUAGCCCAGGCACUGGCAGGACAUUCAAGCUCUGGACUUCGGGAAAUCAGCUUGGCAGGGAACCUGCUGGAUGACAGAGGCAUGGCUGCACUCAGCAGACACCUGGAGCAUCGUCCGGGAGCCCUGAAGAAACUCAGCCUAGCACAGACAGGACUGACACAGCGAGGAAUGAGGGCUCUGGGCAGGGCACUGGCCAUCAAUGCCGACUUUGAUUCUGCCUUGACCCACUUGGACCUUUCUGGAAAUCCUGGGGCCCUGGGCGCCUCUGAAGACAAUGGGGGCCUCUAUAGUUUCCUGCGUCGUCCUAAUGUUCUGACGUUCCUGAAUCUUGCAGGCACUGACGCUGCCCUGGACACUCUCUUUGCAGCGCUGUCCCGAGGCUGCUGCUCCAACCUCAACUACCUCGAUGCUUCAAGGAAUGUCUUCUCCCGCACGAAGUCCCGGGCCGCGCCUGCCGCACUGCAGCUCUUCCUUAGCCGUGCCGGGACACUGCGGCACCUGGGCCUGGCGGGCUGCAAGCUGCCACCUGAUGCUCUCAGGGCCCUUUUAGAUGGCCUGGCACUCAAUACGCACAUUCAUGACCUGCAUCUGGACCUCAGCGCUUGUGAGCUGCGCUCGGCUGGUGCCCAGGUGAUACAAGACUUAGUGUGUGAUGCCAGUGCUGUGAGCUCCUUGGAUCUGGCAGAUAAUGGUUUCGGCUCAGACAUGGUGACCCUGGUGCUGGCCAUUGGGAGGAGCCGAUCCUUAAGACAUGUGGCGCUUGGAAGGAACUUCAAUGUCCGGUGCAAGGAGACCCUGGAUGACGUCCUGCACCGGAUUGUCCAGCUUAUGCAGGAUGACGACUGUCCUCUGCAGUCUCUGUCUGUGGCUGAGUCAAGGCUAAAGCUAGGCGCCAGUGUCCUGCUGCGGGCCCUGGGCACCAAUCCUAACCUGACAUCACUGGAUAUCAGCGGAAAUGCCAUGGGGGAUACAGGCGCCAAGAUGCUGGCCAAGGCACUACGAAUCAACACAAGGCUCCGGUCUGUGAUAUGGGACCGGAACCAAACAUCUGCUCUGGGCUUGCUGGAUGUGGCCCAGGCCCUGGAGCAGAACCACAGCCUGAAGAACAUGCCUCUGCCACUGAAUGAUGUGGCUCAGGCACAGCGUAGCCGCCCGGAACUAACUGCCCGUGCAGUCCACCAGAUCCAAACCUGUCUCUUGAGGAACAACCGGGCAAAUCCUGUCUCUUCUGACCAUGCAUCCUGCCUUCAGCCACUGGGUCUGGUCUCAGAUCGCUCAGAACAGGAAGUGAACGAACUGUGUCAGUCGGUGCAGGAGCACAUGGAGCUGUUGGGCUGUGGGGCUGGGCCCCAGGGUGAAGCUGCUGUGCACCAAGCUGAGGAUGCCAUCCAAAACGCCAACUUCUCUCUCAGCAUACUCCCCAUUUUGGAUGAAGCUGGGAAUUCCCCAAGCCAUCACUGGCAACUGCAGCAGAAGCUAGAGAGCCUCUUGGGACAGGUGGGCAAACUCUGCCACCAGGACAUCCAGGACUUCACUCAGGCCACACUGGACACAACAAGGAGCCUCUGCCCACAAAUGCUGCAGGGACCUGGCUGGAGGGAGCAGUUAGAAGGGGUCCUUGUAGGCUCAAAGAGCCUCCCAGAACUGCUUCCAGAACAGCUGCUGCAAGAUAUCUUCACUAGGCUCAGGGAUAUGCGGCUAUCAGUCACCAGGACCCUGGCAGAGAGCAUUGUGACUCAGGCUCUGGCCGGUCUAAGUGCAGCCCGGGAUCGGCUGGUAGAGAAUCUUGCUGAGCAGGCACCAGUAGCAAUGCCCCCUGCCCUACCAGCACUGGAUGGAGGUGAGUCCUGCUCCCUCAGACCUGGGGAAUUGGAAUGUCUUUUCUUCCCUGAGGAAGAGAAGGAAGUGGAAGAGGAGGAGGAGGAGAAGGAUGACUGUCCAUCACGAAAAUGGCUUGAGCCCAGUCACUGUUUUCACCUGGUUCCCCCUAGACACCGUGCUGCUGAGGAAGCAGAGCGGGAGCCCGAGCUGGCAGCUCCUGGGGAAGAUGCGGAGCCGCAGGCGGGGCCGUCCGCGCGCGGCUCUCCAAGCCCUGCCGCCCCCGGACCCCCAGCCGGCCCGCUGCCUCGCAUGGACCUGCCACCCGCUGGACAACCCCUGCGCCAUCCGACUCGGGCCCGGCCACGGCCACGCCGCCAGCACCACCAUCGCCCCCCGCCGGGGGGCCCCCAGGUGCCUCCAGCCCUACCACAGGAAGGGAAUGGGCUCAGUGCCCGCGUGGAUGAGGGUGUGGAGGAAUUCUUCUCCAAAAGGCUGAUCCAGCAGGAUCGUCUCUGGGCCCCCGAGGAGGACCUGGCCACUGAGGGGGGUCCCACUCCUGUCCCCCGUACACUUCGAAAGAAGCUGGGCACUCUCUUUGCCUUUAAGAAGCCUCGUUCAACACGGGGUCCCCGGCCUGAUCUAGAGACCAGUCCUGGGGCAGCAGCCCGUACCCGGAAAGCCACACUUGGAGAUUUGCUGCGGACACCAGCGCGGCCUGGGCGUGGUGAAGAUCCUGGUGGGGUUGAGGGAGGCACCAGCAGCCCUGACACUGCCCGCAGGAGCCGGCCUCGCUACACACGGGAGAGCAAGGCCUACUCGAUGAUACUGCUGCCUGCUGAGGAGGAGGAGGCAACACUGGGUGCCAGACCUGAUAAGCGGCGGCCUUUGGAGCGGGGAGACACAGAAUUGGCCCCAUCCUUUGAACAGCGGGUACAAGUGAUGCUGCAGAGGAUCGGCGUAAGCCGAGGCAGUGGGGUUGCCGAAGGCAAGAGGAAGCAAAGCAAAGAUGGUGAGAUCAAGAAAGCUGGCUCAGAUGGUGACAUUAUGGACAGUUCCACGGAGACCCCUCCCAUCUCGAUGAAGUCACGCACCCACUCUGUCUCUGCUGACCCCUCAUGCAGACCUGGCCCAGGGGACCAGGGGCCUGAGUCUGCCACCUGGAAGACACUGGGACAGCAGUUGAAUGCAGAGCUCAGAGGACGAGGUUGGGGCCAACAGGAUGGUCCAGGACCUCCCUCCCCUUGUCCCAGCCCAAGCCCCUGCAGAGCCAGCCCCUCCCCAGACAGCUUGGGCCUCCCAGAGGACUCUUGCUUGGGCCCCAGGAAUGAAGAUGGCCAGCUGAGGCCGCGGCCUCUCUCGGCAGGGCGACGAGCAGUGUCUGUGCAUGAGGACCAGCUCCAGGCCCCUGCUGAACGGCCUCUGAGGCUUCAGCGCUCCCCUGUCCUCAAGCGCAGGCCAAAGCUCGAGGCACCCCCAUCCCCAAGCCUAGGAUCUGGCCUUGGACCCGAGCCUCUGCUCCCACAGCCCACAGAGCCCUCUAGCCCCAAGAGGAGCCCACCCUCCCCAGCCACAGACCAAAGAGGCGGCGGCCCCAACCCCUGAUCCUCUC
Urocitellus parryii (Arctic ground squirrel) is the source of this 4234-nucleotide messenger RNA. RefSeq names its product capping protein regulator and myosin 1 linker 2 (gene Carmil2). Gene Ontology annotation, cellular component: lamellipodium; plasma membrane. The record is from RefSeq and is a predicted model, not a curated record. Lineage: Eukaryota; Metazoa; Chordata; Mammalia; Rodentia; Sciuridae. Gene Ontology annotation, molecular function: protein binding. Gene Ontology annotation, biological process: cell migration; regulation of Arp2/3 complex-mediated actin nucleation.